Molecule: messenger RNA, 3888 nt
Organism: Equus quagga
Lineage: Eukaryota; Metazoa; Chordata; Mammalia; Perissodactyla; Equidae
Gene: AZIN2
Product: antizyme inhibitor 2
Exons: 17
Coding region: 2185-3567 (460 amino acids)
Biological process (GO): negative regulation of protein catabolic process; positive regulation of polyamine transmembrane transport; positive regulation of catalytic activity
Cellular component (GO): cytoplasm
Molecular function (GO): ornithine decarboxylase activator activity; catalytic activity
Source: RefSeq, a predicted model, not a curated record
GAGAAAUAGACACAGAAUGCUAAGGGAGCACGUAGCAGGGGCAGGUAACCUAAUCUGGGGCAGGGGGAGAAGGGCGUUUUGGGAUAACUUUAUGAGGAUGUGACUCCAGAACUGAAUCCUGAAGGAUGAGCAGAAGGGAGGCAGCGAAGAAGAAGAAGGAAGGGCAUUCCAGGCAGAGGAAAUAGUUUAAGCAAAGGCCUGGAAGCAUGAAUCAGCUUAUUGCAUUUGCGAUAGACGGCUAAUAGGCUGCUCUAUGAUUCCUGGGCCCUACGUGGGAAAACUCGAAUGGCUGGAGGCUGGAAUCGCAUGGACACUACUUCACACACGUGGCUGGUGCCUGAGCUGCGAUGACUGGAAGGCUCAGCUGGCAAUGUCACCUGGAGGGCCUACAUGUGGCCUGACCAUGUGGCUUGGCUUCUCCCGGUAAAGUACCCGCACAGAGGAACUUCAUAAGCAUCAUGCAGAACAAAAGAAGCCAGACACAAGAGUACAGACUGUGUGAUUCCAUUUUUAUGGCGUUCCAGACCAGAUGGCUUGUUCUAGAGGAGGCCAUGUCUUGAGCAUCCCUGUGGAGAAGUCAACGUGGCAAGGAACUGAAUCCUCCUGCCAACAGCUGUGUGAGUGAGCUUGCUGUGAGCGGAUCCUUCAGCCCCAGUUAAAGCCUUCACGUGUCUACAGCCUUGGCUGACUUCUUGACUACAAACUCCUGUGAGACCUUGAAGCGGGCCACCCAGCUAAGCAGCCUCCUGAUUCCAGACUCUCAGAAACCGUGUGAGAUAAUAAACGUUUGUUGUUUUAAGCCAUUAUGUUUUAGGAGUUAUUUGUUUUGCAGCUAUAAAUGACAAGCACAAUAUUUCAAUAAACUAAACAUAUGGGGAAACAUCUUCUCUGUCCUCCUGGCCCAGAUGGCUUUCCCAGGGACCUUCCAGUGCUUUCUGUGACUCAAACUUCUGGGCUCAGUCUCUGAGAUGGGGAGAUAAGGGCCCUGGAGCCCUAUCUAGACAUCAGGAACUGGUGUCUGCAAAAUAGGCACAGCCUCGACCCGUGGAACCAGGUCUGCAACAGCUGCACGCAGCACCCAGGUCCACACCUGUUGCGUAGAGAGGACUCCAGAAAUCCUCCCUCCUCCCGCUGCCCCCCACCCAUCUGUACCUGCAGGAAUCCACUCGGGGCUCAGAGGCUCAUAACAGCCACUAUUUUUGGAACACUUUUGAUGAGCCGGGUAACAUGCAAAGUGCUCUGCGUGCAUCUUUUAAUUUACUCUGCCCACAAACCUCUGAAGAAGAUAUUACUCAACCUGUUUCACAGUGGAGAAAACUGAAACUCAGAAAACUGAAGCAAAUUGCCAGGGUCCUCGAGCUACUAGGACGUGGCAGCUACUUGAAGGAGGUGAGAGCGCACCAUAUCCAGAGCGAGCCACAUGGACAUCUGGAGGAAACACAUUCCAGGCAAAACACACGCUGAUGUGUUAGAGCAUUCCAGGCAGAGGGAGCAGCCUGUACAAAGAUUCUAAGGCCAGAGAGUCCUGGGUGUGUGAAGGAAACAGUCAGAGUGCUGGCAAAGGGAACAAAGGGAGAGCAUCGGUCUUUCUCAUCUGCCGAGAAUGCAUCCUCCUCCUUCAGGCGCUGGGCAGUCUGAGGAGCCGGGCACUGGGUCACUGCCCUUGGGAGUCCACAAACUCGCUGGGAAGUGUAACCAAACAAGAAGUGGACAGCCACAACAAGAAUCUCACGCUCUGGGUGACAAGAGCCAAAUGAGCGAGGAGUCCACAUAGAUGCAAGUGCUGUGAGUUCCAUGGUUCCUCCAGGCUCGGGAAGUCAUGGGAGGCUCAACAGGGGAGGUGACAUUAGACUGGACUUUGAUGGAUGAGCAGGAGUUUGCCAGAUAUAGAAGAAAUGCUUUGAGUCGAGGAUGUCAGAGAAUGCUUCUUGAAGAAGGAGACACUUUUCAUUUGAGAGCAGGGGCCUCGGCUCCGCAACUGCCACUCCUCCUCGGGGUGUUGCACAAGUUUCGAGGUCACCGGCGACCCCCCCUAGCAGCACGCCUGUCUCUGGCCCCCGCGAAGGAGGACGGGGCUUGUGUGUUGCAUACUUUCUAAGGCGGCAGCGGCGGCGGCAGCGGCGGCAGCAGCAGCAGCAGCAGCAGCUGCGGCUCCAUCCAGCCCAUCGGCUCCUCCUCCUCGGCAUGGCUGGCUACCUGAGUGAAACGGACUUCGUGAUGGUGGAGGAGGGCUUCAGCACUCGAGACCUGCUGGAGGAGCUCACUCUGGGGGCCUCACAGGCCACCACGGACGAGGUUGCUGCCUUCUUCGUGGCCGACCUGGGUGCCGUAGUGAGGAAGCACUUCUGCUUUCUGAAGUGCCUGCCGCGAGUCCGGCCCUUUUAUGCUGUCAAGUGCAACAGCAGCCUGGGCGUGCUGAAGGUCCUGGCCGAGCUGGGGCUGGGCUUCAGCUGUGCCAACAAGGCAGAGAUGGAGUUGGUCCAGCGUAUUGGCGUCCCUGCCAGUAAGAUCAUCUACGCCAACCCCUGUAAGCAAAUUGCACACAUCAAGUAUGCUGCCAAGCACGGGGUCCGGCUGCUGAGCUUUGACAACGAGAUAGAGCUGGCAAAGGUGGUAAAGAGCCACCCCAGUGCCAGGAUGGUUCUGUGCAUCGCCACCGAUGACUCCCACUCCCUGAGCCGUCUGAGCUUCAAGUUUGGAGCGUCUCUGAAAUCCUGCAGACACCUGCUUGAAAACGCCAAGAAGAGCCACGUGGAGGUGGUGGGUGUGAGUUUUCACAUUGGCAGUGACUGUCCUGACCCUCAGGCCUAUGCUCAGUCCAUCGCAGACGCCCGGCUUGUGUUUGAAAUAGGCGCCGAGCUGGGCCACAGGAUGCACAUCCUGGACCUUGGGGGCGGCUUCCCUGGAGUGGAGGGGACCAAAGUGAGAUUCGAAGAGAUCACUUCUGUGAUCAACUCAGCCUUGGACCUGUACUUCCCGGAGGACUGUGGCGUGGACAUCCUUGCCAAGCUGGGGCGCUACUACGUGACCUCGGCCUUCACCUUGGCCAUCAGCAUCAUCGCCAAGAGGGAGGUUCUUCUGGACCAGCCUAGCAGGGAGGAGGAAAACAGUUCCGCCCCCAAGACCAUCGUGUACCACCUCCACGAGGGCGUGUACGGAAUCUUCAACUCGGUCCUGUUUGACAACACCUGCCCGACCCCCAUCCUGCAGAAGAAACCAUCCACGGAGCAGCCCCUGUACAGCAGCAGCCUGUGGGGCCCGGCGGUCGAUGGCUGUGACUGUGUGGCUGAGGGCCUGUGGCUGCCGCAACUACACGUAGGGGACUGGCUGGUCUUUGAACACAUGGGCGCCUACACCGUGGGCAUGGGUUCCCGCCUCGGGGAGACCCAGACCUGCCGCGUCACCUAUGCCAUGUCCCGUUUGGCCUGGGAAGCACUUCGAGGGCAGCUGCUGCCUGCAGAACAGGACGAGGACGCCGAGGGUGUGUGCAAGCCUCUGUCCUGUGGCUGGGAGAUCACAGACACCUUGUGCGUGGGCCCUGUGUUCACCCCGGCGAGCAUCAUGUGAGCGGGCCCGUUCUCCCCCCGAGAACCCCAGCAGGGCCGCAGAGAUGCCUCUGGGAGAGGUGGGGAAGGCAGCGAGCAGGGGCACCCUCUGGCCAGGACUCUGGUGCCUGCUCUGCUGCCCCCCACACUCCACCUGUAGUGUUUCUGCCCUGUAAAUAGGACCAGUCUUACCUCGCUGUAGUUCAAGUAUGCAACAUAAAUCCUGUCCCUUCCAGCUGUGUCUGCCUCCUCUGCAGCGCAAAGGGCCUGGUCAGCCAGGUAUGGGGGUGUCCUUGGGGUCUCCCUUGGUCUCCUUCUCACCUUUGUAAAUAUGAAGCAAAUA